AUGUCCUUUUUGGGUAAAGAAACACAGAUUACGUCAUCUGGUCAGGCCUUAGCCCUUAAUACGGAAGCAAUAUCCCAAUUAGCCGCAACAAUCAAGAAUGGAUUUGGACCAAAUGGGGCCGUUAAGUUACUAAUCACACCAGCUGGAGAGAUUAGAUUGGUUAAAGAUGGCUUAACUUUAUUGAAAAACAUUCAACUUGCUCAACCCGGUGCUGUUCUCUUAUCGAAUAUUGUGACUCAACAAGGUUCUGAUUUUGGUGAUGGUGUAACUUCAACUGUUAUUUUAGCUUCAGCUAUGCUUACUAAGUCUUUAGAGUACGUUUAUGAAGGCAUUCAUCCCCAAACUAUUAUUGCGGGUCUUAUUAAGAAAGAAGCAGAAAUUCUGAGCAGUUUAGCCCAAAUGAAGAUCCCCAUUACUGAAAAUCAAGAGACCUUAUCUCAACUUUUACUAACAACUUUAAGAUCUAAGUUUUCAGCUACUCAAGCCCAAAGCUUUGCUGAAAUCUUGAUAUCAGCCGUAAAAACAGUUACUAAUCAAGAUAAUUCCGUUGACUUAAAGAUGUUAGAGGUUAUGAAAAUGGUUAAUAUUGAUUCAAUUGAACCCUUAAGACUAAUUAAGGGAUUAGUACUUGAUCAUGGAGGCCGACAUCCUAUGAUGCCUAAGAAACUUCAAAAUGUCUUUAUUCUUUGCACUAACCUUUCCUUUGAAUACGAAACCACUGAAAUCAAGUCACAAUUUUACUACAAGAACACCAGGGAAAAGAUGGCGAUGGAAGUUGAAGAAAGAAAGGGACUGAUGUUGCGUAUUCAAAAGGUCAUUGAAACAAUGCAAUCUUUAGCUAUGGAAAAUCAAUCUCAAAAUCCACAAUUUAUGUUGAUUACGCAAAAAGGUAUUGAUCAGUAUGCCCUGGAAGUCUUUGCCAAGUAUAAUGUACUGGCUUUGCGUCGGGCUAAGAAGCGUAAUAUGGAAAGACUGCAGAGACUGACUGGAUGUAAACCGGUUAAUUCUUUGGCUGAUUUGACUAAAGAUGCUUUUGGAUUUGCUGGAUCUGUGCGAGAAAUCACUAUUGGUGAAGAUAAGUACACUUUUAUUGAAAAGACGCCAUUUAGUAAUACUUGUACUUUGCUUAUCCAAGGUAUUUCGCCCUACCAAAUGGAGUAUCUUGAAGCAGCAGUUAAAUCUUCUUUGCAAGCAGUGGCUAAAGGUAUUGCGGAUCAAGGAAGUUUACCAGGUGGUGCUUCUAUCUUUUCUAAACUAGCUGGGCAACUUAAGCACGAUGCAAGUCUUGACGACCAAAUAGCAACUAGUAUUUGGCAAGAGGCUUUACUUACACUGCCGAAGACGCUUACUAAGAAUCUGGGGUACAAUGCUUUACAAACUCAAGCCCAGAUAUCUAGUAGUCAGCAUGCCCAUCCUACUAUUUCAACUAGUAAUGGAGAAAUUGUUGAUGCACUGGAAAGCUCAUUACUUGAUAACUAUUCGGCAACGGCUAAUCUUAUUCAGGCGGCACUAAUGGCUGCUACUAAGGUUCUUAUGGUUGAUGAGAUCAUUAAGGGUGGUAAGGAGGUGAAAUAA
This is a messenger RNA of Nematocida homosporus, 1575 nucleotides long. Its product is annotated as T-complex protein 1 subunit zeta. Gene Ontology annotation, biological process: protein folding. Gene Ontology annotation, cellular component: chaperonin-containing T-complex. The transcript has a single exon. Gene Ontology annotation, molecular function: ATP-dependent protein folding chaperone; ATP binding. The record is from RefSeq and is a predicted model, not a curated record. Bases 1 to 1575 code for a protein of 524 amino acids. Lineage: Eukaryota; Fungi; Microsporidia.